Medicago truncatula (barrel medic) is the source of this 2444-nucleotide messenger RNA. RefSeq names its product formin-like protein 7. The transcript has a single exon. Lineage: Eukaryota; Viridiplantae; Streptophyta; Magnoliopsida; Fabales; Fabaceae. The record is from RefSeq and is a predicted model, not a curated record. Bases 181 to 1815 code for a protein of 544 amino acids.
CUUUACAUUUUUUAUUCCCUCCAAAAAAGAACUUGGACAUCUGUAUCCAAUUAUCCAUUCCACCAAAUAUCAACAAAAAAACAUUAAAUAAACAGACACAGAACCAAACAUACAAACAGAGAAAGUAACCAACCAACCAAUUCAAUUCCCAUAACUUUGUCACUAACAUUCACCAACACAAUGCCCCAUCGUGGUGGCGCGUGGAACUCAUCGCCACCCUUACUCAGCCCACCACUUCUCAUUAUUCUACUCCCUAUCCUAGCCUUCACCCUCCUCUUCCUCACCGUACCUCCUCUUCUCUCCGCCACCACCAACCUCCUCCAACAUACCUCCUUCGUCAAAGUCAAAACCAGCUGGAACUCCCUCAACAUUCUCCUCGUCGUUCUCGCCAUCCUUUUCGGCGUCUUCGCUCGACGAAACGACGAUGAAGAACCAUCAACACCUCAUCAAACCACCAACAACAACGUCAUUCCCGAUCAAAACGACACGUUCCGAAUAGUUUCAACGUCGUCUGAACGAGGUGGAUAUGAGUCGCAACAAUGGUUUGGAUUCUCUAGUGAAGAGCGUAAGGUUUUUGAUGAAACUUCGAAUCGGUUGUUACAGUCACCGGUGAUAACCGGUGUUACACGGAUGAGAAGGAGUAGUAGUUCGUAUCCAGAUCUACGUCAGAUGGAUAAUGGUUACAAGUUUCGUUUCUUUGAUGAUUACGAAAUCGAGAAACAGUUCCGUUCGCCGGCGAGGGUAACAUUUUCCCGGAGUCUAGAAGAAAAACAAGAGCAAGUUCACGUUAAGGAAAUUCCGGUGGAUACCUUUGAAGUUCGUUCUUCUUCUUCUUCUUCUCCGGUAAAAUCAACCAUUCCGCCAGCGCCUCCUCCACCGGUUUCAGCUCGGCGUCAUACAAACCAGAUACAUAGGAGAGUCGAGAGUAGCAACGAGAUAACGGAGGUUGAAGAUACUGAAUUCACAAGGAUUCAUACUCCACCGGCGGAUACGGCAGAUACUCCGCCGCCGUCACCUCCUCGGCUGUCGGUGAAGACACGAUCUGAGCGAAAGAAGAGUAAUGUGAAGAGAGAGAUAGCAAUGGUUUGGGCUUCCGUGCUCUCUAAUCAACGAAAGCGAAAGAAGAAACAGAAACCGAAAAACGAUCAUAAUCACCAUUGCGAUAAUGUGGAGGAGUUAACAAACAAUACAACAGCGCCACCGAUACCGACGACGCCACCGCCUCCUCCACCACCACCUCCAUCAGUUUUUCACAGUAUAUUCAGAAAAAGUCACGGCAAGAGUAAGAAAAUCCAUUCAGUGCCAGCGCCGCCGCCACCUCCGCCAUCUAGGAGAUCGUCUAAACCAAAGAAACAUAUCCCUCCGCCACCACCAACUCCUCCACCUGCACCAUCACGUCGGAGAAACCACACAAAGCCGCCAUUGCCAAACAAAUCAAGCAACUUCAUCAACGAAACGGUUGAAAACUUCAAUGCCGGCAGCCAGUCGCCAUUGAUCCCCAUUCCGCCUCCUUUACCACCAUUCAAAAUGCCGGCGAUGAAGUUUGCAGUUCGUGGCGAUUUUGUUAAGAUUCGAAGUAACCAGAGCUCGAGAAGUACAUCACCGGAGCGUGAGCACAUUGAUGUGGAAGUAACGGAAACCAUUGCUGUUGUGAAUCAUAACGGCGAUGUGACUGGGCCUGUUUUCUGUCCCAGUCCAGACGUGAAUGCGAAAGCUGCAACAUUCAUUGCUCGUCUUAGGGGUGAAUGGAGGCUACAAAAACUUAACUCCAUCAAGGAGAAAGGCAAUGGCUCAUUGCCUCAUGCAAGAGAAUAGUUACACUAAAGUAGGGUUUUAAGCAACGGUCCGCGAUCUUGGCUACAACAUAUUGAUUUUCGAUGUUUUUACUCGACUGUGGUUGAGACUGUAUUGCACGCAUUUGAAUCAUGACAUGACUGCAACCGUUACUGCGACCGCCAUUUAGAACCCUACACUACACUUUGUAAAAAGACCUAUUGAGAAAUUGGGCUCUAAUUAUGGUUUUUUGGUUAAAUUAUUAGAGCCUGCUGAACAGAAUUUUUGAGAGAUUUGAGUUUUGGUUUGCUUGGUUUUGUUGAUUGAUAUUAAAGCAUGGUAUUUUGUUACUAUGGUCCUAAAGAUGAUGCAUUAGAAUUUUAAGUAUAACUGAUUUGUAUAGGAAGAUAGUUGAGGUGAAGCUCUAAUUCUGUUUUUGAUGUGCUAUUAGAGCUUCUACAAGAUUUAUUGAGAGUGUGAACUUAUGGUUUGGCAUAGCUUGUAUGCUUCUAUAAUUUGCAGCAAUGAACCUCUGAUUGUAUUUGACUAUUUGUUGAAUAAAGAUGUGAUUUACUACUAAAUAUAUGAAGUUAAUUGGAUUUGUCAACAACCAAGACUUGUUAGCUAUGUGGUUUGUUAUAGAUAUUCGUUAUCUCGGCACUUUAAGCAUU